AGUAGAGAACUGUCUGCCUUCAGCAUAGCAUAGAUUCAACUAUGAUUCAUGAUAAAAAACAGUAUUUAAUUUAGUUUGGCCAGUUUCUAGGUCUAAGUCUAAGUCAACUAGGCCUAAGCCUAAUAGCAUUAGUAUCAAAGUUUAAUUUGAAUUCAGCUGGUAACUCUUUAGGACGGUAAGUGAAGUGUAGCAAAGUUAUUAAUUAAAUAUUAAAUGAAUUUAAUAGUAUUUAAUUUACAAAAGGGAUAAAGUAUAAUCAUCUUGGAAAAGGCUAAAAAUUAAAACUUUCUACAAAUUCAAUAUCAAAUUGAUAUUUCAGACUAAGCCUUUAUUACUUAAACUAGGGGUCAUCAAUAAAUGAUGUCUUAAUGAAUUUUGGAAAAUUUUGGCUUUGGAACUCAUGCUUCCUAGGCCUAUCAUCUACACACCCUCAUAAAAUAUAUAUUAAUAUUAUCACAAAUUUGUGACCCCUGCCAACCCCACCCUCCUAGGUGCAUGACAUCAUCUGUGGGUGGCCCUUUAACUUUAUUACUAAUCAAUAGUAAUUGAACAAACUGGAAUAUUCAGCUGAAAUUUAGGGAUAGGCCUACUUCCACUAACAAGUAGGCCCUAAACUAACAAAUAUAAUGAAAGUAGAAUAGCUACAAACAUUAUAAGUAGGCCUUAGUAUUAUAUUAAUUAUGCCUAAAUAUAGAUAUUACAGCAUAAUGUAGAGGUGUAGAAGCUUUUGUUAAAUAGUUGUAUUCUGUCUUAUAAAAACUAAUUUUACAUGUAUCUUUUUACUAUUAUUUAUUUGCUAUAGGCAACUUGCUAAAAUUCAGUAUAACUGUCAAAUAGACCAUGUUAACAUUUUUAAAAUAAUGGUUAAUUUUUAUCUUAAUUUUGUCUAUCUCUUUAACUUGUAACUGUCACAAAUAUAUGCACUUUAGCUGUGGUUAAUAAUGUUAUGGUCAUUGUGGUAUUGUAACAGGAUUGACUUGAGACAUGAUCUAUCUUCUAACAUGGUGACUUAUUCAUGCAUGAUUCACUUCACAAAUCCUUCAUUCAUAAAUCUAAUUCCUAAGCCUUUUCAAAAGAGAGUUGACUUUUGUUCAGGCUCAGGCCUCUUGAAUGCAUUACUUGUCAAAAGAUUUGAAUCAAAGCAUAAGUUAUUAAUCUGAUGGCUGUACAACUUUUUCAUUCAUUACAGUACAAGAAAACAUGAUAAUUUUUUAUGUCAGUGUUGCAAUGACAAGUCUAGUUUAUUAAUUCAAGUAUAUUAGCAUUGACUGAAGAGCUUCUUUGUAAAUUUAGUUUAUGACUUUUUGAGUAGAGAUUUUUAGUUUUUUUUCAUAACAGAAAGUUUUAUUAUUGUUAGAUUUUUAUUUAUAAUGCUAAAUGGUGAAAGCAAAUAAACUUAGAUGAAUGCAUUGUUUUUUAAAUAUUUUUCAUGACACACAAAAAAGAAUACAAGUUUAAUUUAGUAAAUUCAUCUUAACGGGCAUUCUUAAAGGGACGUCCAUAUAUGAAUCACAUUUCUAUUGUGGGUGUAUGAAUUUGUGACAAUGGAUUUUGAUGGCAUCUAACUUUGUGAUAAAUUAACAAUGAUGGGGGAGUGGGGGUAAAAAAUCUGCCAACCUAACUUGACACCAUUUUAUGUAAUAUAGUAAAUAUUAACUUUAUAUAUGAUAAAAUGUGAUUUCAGAACAAUAAAAAAAGAAAUACCUUAUCUUACCGAGAUUGUCAGAAUGAACAACUUGCUAACUUCAUCUUUUGUUGAACAUCACAUCACACAGUUUCCUGGAACCUUGAUACCGGAAGAAUGGGGUUUAGUGACCUACAGCGUUUACUACCAACUUGACUUAAAAAUGUGUCAGUUAAAAUCUCUGGACUAUUCUUUCAAUUGGGGGGAUGAAAAGUAAGAACAAUAGAGACUAAUUGAAAUUCAAGGUAUCUCCUCUUGAUAGCAAAUAAGAAAUAUGUAAUUAAUUAUUUUAUUUUAUUUAAAUUUAUUGUUUGUUUUAUGUUGGCCUAAAAACAUUAGACUAAUUAACAGGUCUUGCUCUGCAAGUGGAAAGUAGCCAUUACUGGAAAAAAUUCUCCAGUUCUAUAUAUAAAAUAGUUUUAAAACUACUCAAUAUUUUUUAGGUGGGAAAAUAAAGAUUUAUUUUUAUUUAUUAAGGUCAUAUUAAGGCACAUUCUAGCUUCAAAACAAUUUUUCCUAUUUACUUAUAGUAUUCAUGAAUGUUUAAAAUGAAAUCAGUAGAAUAUUCACUGAAAUUCAUGUAGUUUUUUUUAUUAAAAGUAAGAUUAAUGAACUAUUAUAAAACUUAUCAUUUUACUUAUAUAUAUUUUGAAAAAUACAGAAUGCCUGUACCACGAGUUGCAUCAGUUCUUGAAAUGCCAUCAAAGAUUAUAAAGUUUGAUGUUUCCCUAAAUGAACUGACAUCUCUUUCACAUGAUGCCUUGGUGCCAUUUAGAAACUUAAGAAGUCUUGAUGCCUCAUUGAACCAACUUAGACAGUAAGUUUAGUUCACAUGAAGUAUUACUUCUUGGCCUGUUUUUUUUAAAAUUUGUUUUAGGUUCGACAUGAAACUUUUAUAAGCUGAUUGUAAUUUGUUAAUAGUAUCGUACGUAACCUUGCAGCUCUUUUAAUAGACCAAGAUGGUGGACAAAUUAAAAAAAUAAAUUUUGGAUACAGCACUGACUUCUCAUUAAAAAAGACUAUUCAUAUAAAUUAUCAUUAUUUUUAAAGAUAAAAAAAUGUUAUAAUUAUCUGAAAGUUUUCUGAGGCACCGUGGUGUUAUGGAAAAUUUAACUGGCUUUUGACCAAGAAGUAAGCAGGUUUUAAUUUCAUACAAAGGUUCCCCGAUUUAUGGGUACAUUAUCCAGGUAUAAUGACUCAUUAGCCAACUAAUUCUAAGGUAUCUAUUCUUGGACAGGAGAUAAACCCAGAUUAUAAAACUGAAAGCCUGAAGACACCAGCCAUCUUGGCUUAAUUUGAAAUUAUGCUAUUCCUGCAAAAAUAGCUGCUAAGUCACAGAUAUCUGAAUAAAUCUUGAACCUAAUUGUUUUUGAUUAAAUUAAAAUAAAUUUAUAAUAUAAAAUAGUCAUAUUAAACUACACAUAAAAAUUGAUAGAAUUGUUACAAUUUUAAGAUAAACUUUACAAAUCUUAAUAUUAUUAUCAAUAUUUCAGCUUCCAGGGUAUUGAAGUCCUUGAACAUCUGUAUACUCUUAACCUCUCACACAACAUGAUUAAACGGGUGGAUGCAUUACUAAAUUCUCAUUCAUUGAGAGAACUUAAUGUCAGUAACAAUCACAUAGAGGACAUCUCAGGGAUUCCUAGUCUGAUCAACUUACUUGUGUUAAACCUCAACUACAAUAAGGUCAGUUACUAAAUACGAGAGUCAUGGGGCAGUGUUGAAAGAAAACAUAUUCUCCCAGACAGACCUUUUGUUUUUCGCAAACACGAGAGAUAUAAAUAUAGGAUAUAUUUUGGCCCAUAAGAUAAAUUUUAAGCCCUUCAUGAAAUUUGCAGUUUGUGGUAGUUGAAAUUAUUUCAUUUAUUGCUGAAACAAGACUGUUCUUCUAAAAUAUGACUGUUGAGUUUUUCUCAUACAGUUCAACUGGAUUGUCCUUUAAGUUAUAGUAGAGGAAUUGUCUUAUAUCUCUAUUUGAUAAUUAUUUGCCUUUUGUUUCAGAGUUCCGUUAUAAAAAAAACAUUGUUUUUUACUAGUCUUAAUUAAAAAUUUGUUCAAAAAAAGUUUGUCGUGUUUUUAUUCACACAGCUUAAAAGUUUGGAAGGUGUGACCUCAUUUCCAAAACUUGAGGAACUACUUGCUGAUAACAAUGAGCUGGUACGUUUACUGAGCAUUGUGACUGUUCUUUAUGAAGUUAGGGAGCUUGCACAAUGGUUUUGACUAAAUCAAAAGUUAGGUUAUAAUACAACCACAGCUAAUUAAGGAAUGAUCAUGCAAAGUUGAAGCAAAAAUUGUGAAUUGCUUAAUAUAACUUUGACUGAUGCCUAGCUAUUUAAAAAAAAAAACUAGUUUUAUUUUUAAUGCCUUAUAACCUAAAAUAUGUUCAAUGAAUCACUUUUGCAUGUAUUUUCAAAAUGAGUUACAUGAAAAAAUAAAAAUGUCGAACAAACCAUCAUUUCAAUUCAUUAAAAAUUAAUUAAAAAAAUGUGUGAUCAAUUUUAAUUUUGUAUGUGUGUAAAUUCACGGAAUUGAAUGCUUUCAUAUUUUUAAAUAAACUGGACUUUUAAUUUCUAUUUAAGACAAGAUAAUAUUAUAAUUAUAUAUUUAAUUUCAGAAAGAUUUGAUUCCCCUCAUUAGUUGUCGUAGAAUACGGGUCAUAAGUGCAGCCAACAACCAGAUCCAGUCAGUGGACAGCCUUUUAAGACUUAUUUCUCAACAUAAGAGUCUUCAGUCACUCAAUCUCACUGUAAAGUAACACUUUUUGCCUCAAAUAAUUAGUAAAUUGAUUUGUUUAAGAUGACGUGUUAACAUUCUAUCUCCAUUUUAUAUCAAUCUAUUAAAAAAUGCGGUUCUAAAACUUAAAUAUCUCUAAAAGUUUAGAAGCUUUUUUUCUAACUGUAUUCUAUUACAAAUUAAAAAGUAUUUUAUUUCCAUCUAUUAUAUUUAAUAGAAAUAAUCAAACAUUUAUUGUUACUUCUAAUACAAAGCCAACUAGUUUUGGCAUGUAGAGUAUCACAAUCAAAACAAAUGACUGAGGUAAGUGUAAGUUGUCCAUGGGGACCAUAGCAAGCAGAUCAAACCAAGCCUACUGGGUGACUUUUUGAGCUUGACAAGAAAACAAUAUAAUACAUAAGAUAGAAAAAGAUACAAAAAGAAGGAAACAGUGGUUUGGGGUAAAAUUCAUUUUCUUGCCUCUGGACAACAAAUCUGAUAACUGGGCCACUACUAGAAAUGAAGUGUAAUUUUAUGUGAACAUUUUGAGAUAUGGAAAACUUAUUUUACUCAUGAGCUGAAUGCCCUUUACUGUAAAAUUUCAAAACAGAUGUAAAAGAGAAUUAUGUCAUUGUAUGCUAAUUAUUUUUUUCUUACAGGGUAAUCCUGUGGAGAGAGAACAUACCUACCAGUCAGAUAUACUAAGAGAAGCCAAAAAUAUUGUGACCUUGGAUAAUAUUUCUGUUAAACCCAUGCCAACUGUUUUGGUAAAUCUUCGGCAUUUGUCUCAGAUUAUUUUAGAAUCAUCUCUUGCUUUCAUUUUAAUUAUUUUAUAGCAAAUUAAUAAAUGCACUGAAAAAUGCCACAGAUGAACACAUUUUCAUAAUUUUUGCAAAUAGACCUGAUAUUAGCUCACAUAGAGAGUGCUUUGAAAUAAUAAAAGACACGGGACAUCAUGAAAAUGAAAGAGCUUCAAAAAGGCUAUUACCUCUUAACAAUUUAUACAUAAAUUCUAUUUUCAUAACAUAUUUUCAUAUUUUUGGGUUAAAAAUCAUUAUAACUAAUAAUAAUAACCUUAAAUGAAGCAAACAACUUUUAACCCUUUCAUGACAUCAGCAGUUCAGCCAAAACCACUAUUUAGUAGUGGAAGUGCUGUAGUUAUUUCAAUAAUUGCAGAAAGUAAAUAAGGAAUGGUCGUAACACUAAUCCCAUUCUUUUAAGCCACAUUUAGAGGGAGGUAUAAUUUAUUUACUUUGCUACCAAUGACCCAUGUAACCUUUUAUGAGUCAGGAUGAUCACAAAAGGCAUGCAAACAAUUUGUACACAUUGCAAGAUGCAGCCAGACAGGCAUUUGAAGACAGGAUCAGAGUGGCCAGGCAAAGAAUGGAGGAAAAUGUCAAUUUUUUACAAAGAAGAAUAUUGUAAGUCAAAUUUAAUCUUCUGUUUCAGAAUCGAAAGGAAUUGAUUAUAUUAUAACUAUAACAAUAGGUCUGUUUAAAUUGAUAAUACUAUAACUUUAACAAUAGGUCUGUUAAAUUGAUUAUACUACAACUAACAAUUGGUAUAUUUGAAUUACCAUAUUUAUCGGCGUAUAACACGCAAUUUUUCUCCCUGAAAAUAGGGGUCAAAUUAUGUGUGCCUGUUAUACGCCUAUAUAAUGUUAAGGACUUAUAGUACACACGGCAUAGCGGCGCGAAUGGUGCAUGUUAUAUGCCUGUGCGUGUUAUACGCCAAUAAAUCCGGUAAUUAUAUUAACAAUAAUAAUAAUAAUAAUAAGUCUUAUAUAGCGCGGUACCCCAGCCUAGGGCUGGGCUCACCGUGCUGUACAUAAAAAUUUUAUCAAAAGAGACAUAAUCAUGACAUUAAAAUAAAAUACAUUUAUGAAAUAAAGAACAUUAUAUUAAAUACAAAUAUUAUAACUAUAACAAUGGGUAUAUUUGAAUUGAUUAUAUUAUAACUAUAACAAUGGGUCUAUUUGAAUUGAUCUAGUAUAACUAUAACAAUGGUCUAUUUGAAUUGACUAUAUUAUGACCAUAACAAUGGGUCUGUUAAAUUGAUUAUACUAAAACUAUAAAAAUGGGUCUAUUUGACAUUUUCUUAGAAUUUAAUUUCCCAAAUUGAAUUUAUAGUUUAUUAUAUUAUUAACACCUAUUUUAUUUAUGCAAUUAUAAGACACUUAUUUAAAAUUCUUUUGAAAUUUUAUCAUAGCCUUGAAAUUUUAUCAUAGCCUUCAAAUAUAGUCCAUCCUUAUUAAAUUUGUUUAUUUUCAUCAUAAAGAUUAAAUUUUAAUGAUCUUUAACUUUUAUGUAAACAUUUGGGCCCCCAUUUAGAGGAGACUAAGCUUUUUUCAAUCAUGUAACUAAAAUAAAUACAAGUUAUUUGCUGGCUGAAAUAUUUUAAGAACACACAUAUUCUGCAGCCAAUUAUAUUUUUUAAAGUUGAUGAGAUGUAUUUGCAUGAUGUAUAAAAAAGUAACUCAGCACUAUGUCAUUAGUAGCCAUCCAAAUAUAAAGUCAUCCUUUUUAUGCCAAUUUUUUGACACCUCAUAUCUUUAAAAUAAAAAAAAAACAAACAACAGUCACAUUUAUCACACAUCAUCACAAAUUCCUGACUCUACCCCUUCUGUUAAAAUACUCUAUUAUACUAGUUGAGCAUCUUUGAGUAUUUUCUGGCAACGCUUGUCGACGGUACUCUGGAACACUGUCUAUCAACCAAUACCCAGGAAUACUGAAUAUUGGAACACAAACACUUAAUGAAUGACCAAGUUUCUUCUUUAUUACGUGUAUCUUUCACCCAGAUUCACUUGGUUACAGCAUCUCCUCAUGACUACACAGUCUAUCAAAAACACAUUGCCCAUCACUCACGGUCGGAUGACUAUCUCCUAAAUCAACUUUUUCUCUUCCACCCUCUCUAUCUCACACCUUAUAUCCACACACCUGUUUAUUCUUCUAUUCCUUACAUCCAGUGAUCUUUCAGACACAGUAAUAACACUCAUGACACAACUCAAGGACCCUUCAUACUAAAAAACAGUGAUUCUCAUACUCCUGACACCCUCUUUUUCCCCUGAGAGGUGUUACAUCAUCUUUGAAUGGCCCCUUAAACUUUUGACUACACUACCUUCAAUUUCAUGUUUCAGAUCAAUACAGCAGGAAUACAGUGAUUUUGAAAAGAAAAUGAAAUCUGAUUUGGAAGCUUGCUUGAGGUUAGCUGUAAUUUUAGAUCAAUAAAUAAUUUUACAUCUUUAAUUUAAAUAUUUCUCAAUCUCAACUUGUUUCAUCCUUAAAUUCUCUUGAAAUUUAUCAGCAUGUGGAAGAAAGUUUUCAUAAAAUUUUAUUUAAUUUAAGUGGGCACCAAAAGCAUGCAGAAUUGUUUUUUUUCAUUGAUUUACCACACAGAAGUGAUUUUAAUUCAUUAAUACUUGUGGUUUCCUAGAGAUGGGGUAAAAUGCUUCAAAUAUCUUUUGGAGAGCUAAUAAAAAUUUUCCGCAUUUGAUUUUAAAGCUAUAAAUUCAUAGAUUUGGUAGCCUUUUUUGUAGUUAUUAAUAGAUCAUUUUGUCAGAUAACGAGAAACGAGAGUUCCUUGUUCAGUUGAUUUAUUUUUGGAAUAAUUAAUAUCAGGUUCUUGUCUACUCUUGGAGAUGUUGAGCUGUCAACUGUUGGCAGAGAUCCCAUUGGUGCAUCUUUUAACAGUUUAACUUUUCAGUACCCAUAUGUUUUUCAGGUAUGCAUAAAUAUAAUUUUCUCUAUAAGAUCCAUAAUUUAUUUACAUAUCACAAAAGUGAUUAAUAUAGUUGUCUCUUUUUAAAUACUUUAUAUUAAGUUUGCUUUUGUUAGUAUGUUUCUGCCUGGCAAAAUCUUCAGAUGGUUAAUUUACCCAUUUCCCAUCAACCUAUCAAGCUGAAUCUUGGCCCAUAGACUUGUUGCUGAUGACAACACUUUCUGUCAAAUUUUCAGCCCCACCCCUCCAACCCCAACCCCCCAAAAGUUUUUCCUGUUUUUCAAGGGGAAGAUGAAGGAAUAAUCAUGUCAUUGAUUUCACAAAAUAAAAUUUCUAAUAACUGCACUAAAUGAGAGUCUUUGAAAAGAAAAUUGCAAGUUCGUUUGGUGUGUAAAAAUUUAUUUUGCUUUUUUGAAAUAGUUGUUUUAAUAAAUCUGCUGUUUUUAAAGUGGGUGUGUCAUUAGAAUAUUAACAUAGUUAAGGGGCAUUAAAAAAAACGUGUAGUUGUUAGACGUGUUUUUGUGAAAAGGGAAGGGGGGGGGGGGGGGGGGGAUACCCUUAUUGGGAUUCUUAUAAAGUGGGUCACUUGUAUGCAUGAUUUUCUUCAGGCCCCCCCCCCCCCUCCACCCAUUGCUUGAUAUUACAUUUUAUAAAGGAUUUAUGUGAAAAUCUUUGUUAUCCUACACACAUUACGCUUAUGGAUUCGGUUAGUUGUAGCAAUUAUAUUUACUGACUAUGAUUCUAAAAAUAUAAAAAAAACUGCUUGAAUUUACCUUUACGUUGAUAUAUAAUAAUUGCAUAUUAUGUUAUUUAAAAAUUGUUUUUUGAAGUCUCAAACAUGGGAUAUGUAUGAAUUUUAUUUUAUUUUCAAAAUUAGGUCGAUUUUUAGAGUGGGAAGAGGUGUUAAUAAAUAUCAGUUGUUUCGCAACAAAUCUUUUUAUUUUUACACUUAUGUGUAAUCGAAUCUAAGAAAGUUCAUCUUCGUAAAAAUGAAAAAAUAAAAAAAUUGUAUAAUUUUUGAAAAAUUAAGAUACUUAAGGGUUGUUUAAUUGAAAGUCAUCAGCAUUUAACUUGUUGCAGUUAUGGCUUUAGCUGAUAACAAUUAUAAACACCCUUGAACUCAAUUUAAUAUUUAUAAGACACAUGCUCACUGUUAUGGAUUGUUACCAGAGGCUCAACCAGGCCUUGAAUUUAUUUCUAUCACUGGGUUGUAGGGAUUUGCUAAAAUUCACAAAUGUAACAAUAAGAUGAUGAACGCUGCUCCUUUUUUUGUUUGCCAGGAUCAGCACAGGCAUAGAAGAAGGGACCCAAAGUCAGAUUAUAGUGACAUCAAAGAGACAGAUGAGGUAAAUAAUUGUUUUAACUAUUUAAAAAAAAUAUUACUGAUAUUUUACAUUUUAAUGUCUAUUUAAAAUUUUCUCAUUUUUAGGGUGAUCAAUUUUAAUAGAUUUAUUUCUCUGUAGAUUUGAAAAAAUCCCACCUGUCUUUAUGUAAUUUCAUAAAAAAAAUAAAAUAGAUUAUAAAAAAAAAUUAAUAAGAAUCAAUAUUAUUUCCAGGUCUUGCGAAAUGCAUUUAAGGAACUUGUUAAAGAGAAAGAAAAGUAUUCAGAUCUCUAACUAAAUAAUAUUGUGUGGGACUUGAACCCAGUCUUUACAGGCACUGAUGUACCCUUACAGUAAGCUUAUUAAAUAUAACUGCACCGAAGAAAUCUAUUCAUUUUAAUAUCUACGUAAUGAAUUUUUUUUACUAGUCCCUUCCAAUAUACAGCUUGAUAAUAAAUAUUAAUUAAAAUAUCUAUACCUGUUCUUAUCAGACAUUUGUGUAUAUUUGGAUGCACAAGAAAGAUGGCUACAGAGGAGUGGCAUAGUGUAGGGGAUUGCAAUAAUUAAAAAAAAUGAAAUGAUAUUUAUAAAAACAAUUAGCCAAUGAAAACUUAAGUCUCAUUAACUAUCAAAUAUAAUUUAAAAAGAAGUUAUACUUGCAUUAUUUCUGGGGAUAUUUGACACAGAAUGUUUGAUUCAUUUGAUGAAAUUCUGUUGUUCAGUGUUACUCUCAAUGAGCCAAGGAUCAGUUUUUAAAUGUGAUGGUAUCCUUAGAUAAAAACUGGACUUUAUAUAGAUAUGUUUGGCCAAUGGCUAGAGACCAUCCCGUGACAUCAUUUGCGUGUUUAUUAUAGUUGCAGUGAAUUGCGGUUUAGGUUAGGCAUAGUAUAGGGAUCGAUUUAGGGUUACAUUAGUGACAGAAUUAACUAUUUGUGUCAACCAAGAUGGCGGCCAUCUCGGACAUUCUCUAGCCAUUUACCAUAUGUUUAAACUAAGUUUCAUUAUAUCUUAAUAGAAAUGUUAUAAUCUAUUGCAUAUUUUUUUUCAUAAAAGCCUAGUUAUAAUAAUAAACUGAUCCCCUAGGAGGCUUAACUCUUUAAGAUUAUUCUUGACAAAAAUGUAUAAUACACAACAAUUCCAUCCAAAAUACAUAAUUUGAAUUUUACCAAUUGUGCAUUUUCUCAAUUGUCCAAAGGUAAUGCAAAUUUGAACAUUAUUCUGUGUCACUUGCAAUUACUAUUCCAUGAUUUUUGUGUGCUUUAUUACAAGCAAUCUGUUAUACACUAAAUGACAUUUAUUACUGUAUGUCCAACGCCCAUUUACUCAAUAUCUCUUGUUGAAUAACC
Lymnaea stagnalis (great pond snail) is the source of this 10778-nucleotide messenger RNA. The record is from the annotation of a GenBank genome assembly. NCBI's taxonomy places the organism in Eukaryota, Metazoa, Mollusca, Gastropoda, Lymnaeidae.